AUUUAAGCAUGAUAACAUUUGUUCUCUUCUGUUUUUUAGUUCUAGGUCAAGCUAUGAAAGUUUCUUAUAGCAAAUAAUGCACCUGCUAAAAAUUUUCAACAGACACAAGUUGCUUAGAGUAAACAAACUGUAUUUGGAGAAGUGAUGGUUGCCAAGCAAGAGCUUGCACUGAAUAUUACGAUAAAGAUAAAUGUAAUAGGGUUGCAUCUUGCUCAUGGAAUGUAUCUAAAUGUCAAACAUUUACUAAAUGUUCUGAUUACUACAUGAAUGACUCUUUUGAUUGCUAUAAAAUAGGUGAUCAAAACUUAAAUUAAUUUUGUGAGCCUUCAGAAAAUGCAAAUAAAUGUUAAGAAUAUAAAAUCUAAUUAUGUGGAGAUGUAGAAGAAGAUUGUACAGGAUUCUAAAGUCAAUGGAGUAUGUGUUACUGGAAUAAUAACAGAUGUAAUGUUAUUGAUAUCAGAUAUUGUGAUAAAUUGUUUAACAACGAUUUAUGUAUUAUAUUUGGAGAGGGUCUUGGAUGCUAAUGGAAAGAGAAUAAAUGUAUAGCCAUAUCUUGUUCAGAUUUUACUUCUGAGAGUAAUUGUGUUUUAUAAAGAUAAAACUUUAUAGAAGAUGAUCCAUUACUUUGUAGAUGGUAUGAAAAUUAAUGUGAAGAAGCUUAAGAUGUUUCUCAUCUUGAUUUUUCUAAUUGUCUUGUCAAUUCCUUCUAUAAUUAUAUUUGGGACUCAAUUAAUAAAGAAUGUGUUUCUUGUUAAACCUAUAUCCCACCAAAGACAACGACAACGCCUUGAUAUGCAACAUG
This is a messenger RNA of Paramecium sonneborni, 802 nucleotides long. NCBI's taxonomy places the organism in Eukaryota, Ciliophora, Oligohymenophorea, Peniculida, Parameciidae. The record is from the annotation of a GenBank genome assembly.